AUGGCCCAACCAACUUCCAUAGCAAUCAUCGGCUCCUUAAACAUAGACUUCAUCACACGCACCAAGCGCAUGCCAGCCGCAGGCGAAACGCUCGCCGCCCUCUCCUUCGACACGGGCUUCGGCGGCAAAGGCGCCAACCAAGCCGUAGCCUGCGCCCGGCUCGCUCCCAAAGACGUGCGCGUCAGCAUGGUCGGGAAUGUCGGGGACGACAUUUUCGGCGCCGACUACUUCGCUGGUCUUGGGAAGGAGGGCAUCGACACGAGCUGUGUCCGGAAGUUGAGCGGUCAGAAGACUGGAAUUGCGAAUAUUAUCGUUGAGGAGGAGACGGGGGAGAAUCGGAUUUUGAUUACGGCGAAUGCGAAUUUUGCUUUUGAGAAGGUGGUUAGUGCUGAGUGGGAUUUGGUGCCGAAGGGGGCGGGGAUGGUGGUGUUUCAGUUGGAGAUCCCGCUUGAGGUGGUCCUGCACAACAUGAAGAAAGCGAGUGAAAGCGGGAAGCAUGUCAUUCUCAACCCUGCUCCCGCGCUUCUGCUUCCCGACUUCGCGUACCAGGACAUCGACACUCUCAUCAUGAACGAGACCGAGUCGGAGAUCCUAGCAGGUCGAUUCGACGAAAGCAAGAACCACCAAAAACUCACGCCCGAGGAGCUAGCCCCGCUGUUCCUCAGAUGGGGAGUCAAAGAAGCAGUCAUCAUCACCCUUGGCAGCGAAGGUCUGGUGUACGUCACGGCUUCUGGAGCAUCAGGUCGCGUGCCGGCUCGAAAGGUGAAGGUGGUGGACACGACCGCUGCUGGCGACACAUUUGUUGGCGCGUAUGCGGUUCAGCGCGUAAGACAUGCAGGAGGGCCUUUCGACUACCAGUCCGCGCUUGAUUUCGCCUCGUUGGCCGCGUCGAAGUCGGUGGAGAAGGCCGGUGCCAUGGCUGCCAUUCCGUAUUUGGCGGAUCUUUGA
Messenger RNA from Neohortaea acidophila, 948 nucleotides. RefSeq names its product Ribokinase-like protein. NCBI's taxonomy places the organism in Eukaryota, Fungi, Ascomycota, Dothideomycetes, Mycosphaerellales, Teratosphaeriaceae. The transcript is spliced from 2 exons. Gene Ontology annotation, molecular function: ribokinase activity. The coding region runs from base 1 to 948 and encodes 315 amino acids. Gene Ontology annotation, biological process: D-ribose metabolic process. The record is from RefSeq and is a predicted model, not a curated record.